AUGCAGCACACUUUCUUCUCAACAGCCGCCCUACUUGGCGCCCUGUCAGCCGUCAAUGCUUCUCCUGCGCCCAUUCUGAGGCGUGACAUUAUCACCGCCCUCCCAGGAAACGCCGACGAGAUCGAGAACAAGUUCCAGCCAAUUCUUGACUUUGAUACAGACGGCUGCUACAACACGGCGGCCAUUGACCCUGACGGUAACACCAACCCUGGCAAGGGCGCCACCGGCACUCCUCAAGGUGACUGCCGCGACCCUCCUCAGCUCGAGAACAGCAAUGUUUACUCCCGGCGCCGCUGCAACAACGGCGUCUGCGCUAUCAUUAGGUACGAGUAUUACUUUGAAAAGGACCAGUCGGUCAGCGGUCGUUUGCGGGCGGUCACCGUCACGACUGGGAAAACGUAG
This is a messenger RNA of Verticillium nonalfalfae, 402 nucleotides long. RefSeq lists its product as uncharacterized. The coding region runs from base 1 to 402 and encodes 133 amino acids. The record is from RefSeq and is a predicted model, not a curated record. The transcript is spliced from 2 exons. Lineage: Eukaryota; Fungi; Ascomycota; Sordariomycetes; Glomerellales; Plectosphaerellaceae.